CGAGCGUUGCCAACGCGCAGCGGAAUAAAUCCUAAAAUACUAUAUAUAAACUUAAAGAAUCGGGGGAAAAUCGAGACAGACGAGCUGACAGAAAAUCGAAGCACAUUAUGUAUAGCACACGCAAUUGAAAUUAAUUUACGCGUCGCUGCCCAUCUGCAUAAGUUCAAUGGAAGCAAAAGCAAAUGCAACAGCCGGAGCAAAAGCAAAAACAAACCUAACAAAGCCAAGAAGAAUAAUGUGAAGAAAGUGCAACAAAAUCGAAUUAAGAAAUCAAAAAAAAGCGAACGAAAAGGUGCGCCUAACAACAAUAAAAUAAAACAACCAUCGCGUGUUCGUCCGUAUAUGUUAAUCAAAGGUUAAUUAAAGAAGACUGCACUUAUUCCGUGUUGCAGUUGGCUUGAUUAUGCCGAAAAACUAUCCUAUGUGAUUAUGUGUUUUCAUUCAUAAAUUGCAUUUUGUGUAUACUUUUACGUACAUUGUUACAAAAAAAAACAAAAACAUCUGUGUACUAUAUAAAGCGAAGAAAGAAGUAAACGGAGCUUCAAAUAAUCCAAAAUCAGAAGACAGAUCAGCUGAAGAACUUGCAGCCAACAGAUUUUUUCCUGACUAUAAAUCAUAGAAAACUUCCUAAAAAUAUGACACUCUUGCCAGAUAUCAAGGCUUCGGAUGCCGCCUGCUGUGUUGGUGGUGCAAGUAGUGAUGCAAGCAGCAGUUCCGGUGGCAGCCACAAAGGUCAUCAUGACAAUCAACACGACGGCGGUUGUCUGGGCAUCAAUUGUUGCACCACAGCAGCCAGUUCGGAGUUGUCCAUCGAUGAGACCUCAUCUACCUCAUCCAGAGGUUCGGGCGGUGAUUUGGCCAGCAAGGUAACCAACAAUCUGAAUGGUUUUCAACAGCCAAAUUAUCAUCAGGCAGUGGCUCAUGCCAAUUUCGAUCACUGUGAGCCGGUGAACAUUGAGUUCUCCGAUGUGCGGUACACAGUGAGAAAGUUCUCUUUUCCGGAAAGGAAAUUUGUCACCAAGGAAAUCCUUCAUGGUCUCAAUGGCAGUUUUCGCUCUGGCGAAUUGACUGCCAUUAUGGGUCCUUCGGGAGCUGGCAAAAGUACGCUCUUAAAUGUCAUGUCCGGUUUUUGUUCCACUGGAGUUUCGGGCAACAUACGGGUAAAUCGAAAAACAAUGGCUCCCAGUUCGGAGAGAUUCCGCCAAAUGUUGUGCUAUAUCCAUCAGGAUGAUCUCUUGCGACCACAGUUAAUGGUUGGGGAGAUAAUGCUUCUUGCUGCCCAUCUAAAGUUGGGCUUCAAGGUCACCAAGGCGUACAAAAUGGAUCUGAUCAAACAGAUCUUAUCGCUUUUGGGUCUGGACCAUCGGUACAAUGUGCCCACGGGGAAGCUUUCGGGUGGACAGAAGAAGCGACUUGCGAUUGCACUGGAGCUGAUAAGUAAUCCACCCGUACUAUAUCUGGAUGAGCCGACGACGGGUUUGGACAGCUCCUCGUGCAGUUCUUGUGUGGCUUUGCUGAAGAAACUGGCCUCCCAGGGGCAUACGAUAGUCUGUACGAUCCAUCAGCCAAGUGCCCUGAUCUUCGAGAUGUUCGACAAGUUAUAUACGGUGGUGGAUGGACAUUGUAUGUAUCAAGGACCUGUGCGGGAAUUGGUUCCCUUUCUGGCCGAUCAGCAGCUCGUCUGUCCCAGUUAUCACAAUCCUGCGGAUUAUUUACUGGAAGUGGCCGUGGGCGAACAUCAACGUGAUCUGAAUGAACUUAUCCAUGCGGCCAAUAAAAAGUAUUACGAGGAUGUCGAUCGCAAUUGCUAUAUGAGCAGUGCCGAUAUGUCACGCCUCGUGGCAACAAUUAAAGACAAAAUUGGCGGUACGACGCUAGGUGAGGCGCUGUCGAAAGUUGCGCAGGCGCAAUUCUCCAGCUUCGAUUAUGUGAAAGCCUCGCCGCAGGAAUUGGCGCUGGAGGAGAUCAAGGCACUCAGUGGUCCCAGUCCCACAGAAAUCGUGGACCAAGAUCAUAGCCUGGAGAAACCCCCUCAGCUGAAGCCAUUUACCAAUGCCAAAGCCAAUGAGCUUGCCAAGCCGCCGAAAGCCAUCAAAUCGGCCUCGUUCCUCAUGCAAUAUCUACUCCUGAUGCAGCGCAUCUUGAUCUGUGCCAAACGCAGCUACUUUCUGCUGUUAGCCCGCAUAUUUUCGCACAUUUUCAUUGGAGUCGUGUUUGGCUAUCUGUACAUGAACGUGGGCAACAAUGCACAAAGUGUGCUGGGAAAUUACGUGUAUCUAUACGGUUCCACUCUGCUCUUGGUCUACACCGGCAAAAUGGCUGUGGUCAUGACAUUUCCGCUGGAAAUUGACAUGCUGACACGGGAGCACUUCAAUCGCUGGUACAAACUGGGUCCCUACUUCCUCUCACUGAUCUCCUUCGAAAUACCCUUCCAGAGUCUUUGUACGGCCAUGUACAUCAUCAUAAGCGUCCAUCUCACUGGCAACGAUGCUGUGGAUUCAUUCCGGAUCUAUUACUUCAUGCUGCUGGGCAUAAUGGCCUCAUUAAGUGCCCAGGCCUGGGGCUUUUUCGUGGGAGCCACGCUGCCAACUAAGCUUGCCGUAUUUCUGGGACCCAUUCUGGCGGUGAUGUUCUCCGUUUUUGGAUUCUGCACACGAUACAUUGACAUCACGCCCCUUUUCCGAUGGAUGUGGCAUUUGAGUUAUUUCCGAGCCGGAUUCCAUGGGGCCUUGAAUGCCAUCUACGGCAUGGAUCGUCCCUUUCUGGAGUGUCCGGAGACGGCGAUGUACUGCCAUUUCCGCAGUCCAAAGGUUUUCCUCAAGUACAUGAUGAUAUCGGAUGUGCACAUGUCCGAUUGCCUGAUCCUCAUGGGAACCGUGAUUCUAGUUAUGCACGUGCUGACCCUCAUUACCCUUUGGCACAAGCUCAACAGACGAUAGGAAAUCACUCUUCGAUCUUUGAUCUUAUACUUAAGCCCCAGUUUUAAUCCCACUGUACAUAGUCGGGUGUCUUUAAAUCUCUCCUUGUUUUAAGUUCAUAACUGAAUUUAUUGAUUUUCACCUUUGUGUUUGUUUUUAAUUGAUCGACUAGCUUAAUUAUUUAUUUUAUUACUCUUGAAAUAUUGUACGCAAGAAGGCUUUAGGGUAGCUUAUUCCAUUUUAAGUGCUGAUAUACCAAAAAAAAAAAAAGGAAGUUCAAUCAUAACACAACUUUUAUACCCCAGUUUCCAUCUUGCCCUGUAAACUUCAUCAACUGGGUUUGGGUUUUCCCACGGGAUAUCCAAGCUAUGCCAAAUCUUGAUAGUUCAUCUACGUUCAUAAGGUCCGCUACAAAGAUUCACUUGUGAUCAACAUUUUGUUUUGUCUCUUUAGUGCAUAGUUUUAAAUUUAGUUUUAAGUUCGAACUAUUUGUAUAUGGCAGAAUAUGUUUAGUUUUUGUGUAGCAAACGUUUUAUUUUACUCUGAUUUCGUAAUAAAUUGUUUGGUAAAAUUGA
Molecule: messenger RNA, 3493 nt
Organism: Drosophila gunungcola (fruit fly)
Lineage: Eukaryota; Metazoa; Arthropoda; Insecta; Diptera; Drosophilidae
Product: ATP-binding cassette sub-family G member 1
Exons: 12
Coding region: 636-2939 (767 amino acids)
Cellular component (GO): plasma membrane
Molecular function (GO): ATP hydrolysis activity; ABC-type transporter activity; ATP binding
Source: RefSeq, a predicted model, not a curated record